Messenger RNA from Penicillium macrosclerotiorum, 2448 nucleotides. RefSeq lists its product as uncharacterized. The record is from RefSeq and is a predicted model, not a curated record. Bases 1 to 2448 code for a protein of 815 amino acids. The transcript has a single exon. Lineage: Eukaryota; Fungi; Ascomycota; Eurotiomycetes; Eurotiales; Aspergillaceae.
AUGUCAACUCCUCCUCGCAAAACCGACCGAGUCUCUCUCGCGCGUCUCCAUCACCCGCAAUCUCCCUUUGGUCGCGCGCGAGACGCAAGCUACGAGUUCGACCUUGAGAAUUCCAAUUUCCCGACUCCAUCCAAGCAGAAUGCUACGCGUCCCCGACACAGCUAUCGGACCGGUACUCUAGCGGGCGCAUAUCGAGCGACCUCGCGCACGAGCAUGUCCGACGAAGCUACUGGACUCGGACUGUCCACCAGCCCACGAAUGGGUCGCGAUUCCGUUGUCUUGCGCUCGCCCUCCUCGCAGACGUCAAACCCACCCGAAGAACUUGUCGACGCAUACAGGAGAAUUGAAGAGGAUGGGACCCUUGCUGACUUUGUGUCGCUGGAUGGCUGGGAUGCUCAUCUGGAUGGGCGCCCGGCAAGUCGCUCGUCGCCAAGGUCAAAAAUGAGAGAAAGAGAAUACGAAGGACGCGCAUUUUCGGAGGCUGGCUUCCUGGAAGAUUUUGCAGAACAGUCACCACGCCCAGGGAGAAGGACUAGCGAUUACACCAGAGAUGAGCAGCGCCUGCGACGUGUCACGGGCAAGGACUCGCCGGUGUUCAGCAAGGGGACCGUCGGCGCACGAUCUGCUUUGACAGCAGAACAUCUACAACGACGUGAAGACGAGGAGCUGCACCCCGAGCCAGAAGAUGAUGCAGGAGAGAAAGGCCCAUCAUUGAACCUCCCGCGUACAUGGGGCAGUCGAGCAACCCGCCGGCAAGAAUGGCUCAGGAAUGUCAGUGGAGGUUCUGAAUCGGAGUCACGAGAACUAAAGGGGGAGAAGAACACAUCAAGUAAAGCUCCAGCACUCAGGAUGAGACCCGAAAACGAUUCAGCCCCGAGGCCUUCAGUCCGCCCUUCUAACCGGUCCUCGGAACGAACCCAAAUCCCCGCCCGAAGCGCUCUCGGAGAAAGAACGGCCAAUUUGUACACUCGCGAUGGACAAGAGAACAGUGAGGAAAAGACCUCUGGUCCGGACCAGAACGUAAUCACGGAUGACGGUGCUGCUAUCCCGAACACUCCCAUCGUUGUCUACAAGAAUUCGAAAUUCACUAAGCCGAGUCCGACGAAACGAGAUUCACAGGAGCUCCUUCGCAAGCUAUCAAGAGCCGAAAGCCCCAAACUCGGCCAGAUCCAAACUCCUGAUCCACCGAAGCUCUUCGAAAGAAGAAUCUACGACAAAACCCCAAGGGUAACUGGCGCAUGGAUUGAUACACCGAUGACCGAGCGAGUGGCCGAGAAGGUUCCGGAACUUCCUGCAGAUUUGACCAAAAAUCUUGGUCCAGCAUCGGUGGACCUUCCAAAGGAAACAGAAGAUUCGACACGACAAGAAAAGCCGACGGCAGUUGUCACUUCGCAGCCAGAAGAAAUUAAGCCUGAGCUAAGCCCGCCAAGCACUAUUGAAUAUCUAGACUCUGAGAUGCAACCAGCGAAGAGAAACAGGCCGCUUUUAGCUCGACCGAAACUGCCAAAAAGUGGCCUGGAAACCGUCAUUGAAGAUGUUAAUUCUGGCAAGGAAGCACUCGAUCUGGGAGAUGAUACUCUCGAAUCUCUCCAGGCUAUCAUGGAUGACAAGACUGAAUUGAAAAGUGAAGAAGAGGAGGAAGUGGCUUAUGAACAAGAAGUACUUGAGAGGCUUAGGCUGACUAGUUCGAACGGGCAUGACUCGGUUGAUCUCGACCGACUGAACGAGAAGCUCCAGUCGUUGAUGAGGAACAUCAACGAGGUAAAGAAUGGUCUUAAUAGCCUUGAAGGACAUGUUACUAGGGAUAUCGCCAUCGCGGGACGGCCUACAUCUCCAAUAAAAGAGCGCCAGCAGGGCGUGCACCCUCACGACAGCGAACACUGUGAGAAGUGUGUCCAUUCUGACGGUCGUAUCUACGCGGCUAUCCCAUUCCCUCGUCUCUGGAAGCGCAAUGCAGCCAGCCGGCGGGUCCAGCUCACCCAUUUGGGCUUGUUCACUGUCGUGUCGCUGACCUGGUAUGUUAUCGAGUGUGUGAUGUGCGAGCAGUACUCUCAUCCGAUCAUCUCCGAUACAUGCGAUGGCUAUUGCCUCCAGCCGGAUGCACCUUGGUUCCCCUUUGUGACUGUGACCAUGCUCUGGCGAUGGUCUCAUUUGUCGGCUGUCCUUGCACCCGUAAUGACAAUCGCCGUCGCCAUCUUCCGACUUGUGGCGCAACUGCUGGGUCUGUGGGAUGGCUACGUUGAUGAAGGGCCCCGGUUGAGUAACAUUGUCGGAGAGGUCCGCAUUAACGGUACUCCCGUCGCGUUUCCCUGGCUGUUACCUCCAGGCAAGAGUGGUGCACCCCCUCCACUGGCAUCUCCACCGCCCCAGCCUGCAUGGACUCCACGCACCGAAGCACCCAAUGGAGAUGAAGACCAAGGGUCUAUGGAUGAUGACGAAUAUGUUUAA